AUGCGUCUCCUGCUAAACAACGCUCGCUACCUGUUCGACUACGACGAGCUCACCGGUGACUUCUCAAUGGAAAUCUCCCCUGUGCUCUGGUCCACCGACUGCGGUGCCUGGCAGUGCCACGUCACCGUUCGUCAACCCAACGGAAAAUCGCAUACUCUAACCAGCCGUCGUCGUAUAAAACCGGGAGAGAUUGGCGUGCGAAAGGAGACAAGACGAGAGAACGUAGCUGUGGCUAGGAUAGAGCCAACUAGUCAGCCGGAGCAAGUCGAGUUUGGUGACCUACUGUCGUCUGCUCCGAUACAACUUCAGAAGCGUGGCGAUCGUUCGUCGGAUUGGGGUCAGAAUGUAGCGUCAUUCUCCAGGAAUUCAGAUGACAAUGUGUAUAUGACAAGGAAAUCAGAGGAGAUUUCGACAAAUGUCGUUUUUGCCAGAAACGAUGGACCAAUUCGAAAACACCAUCAUCACAACAAAUCACCGGUUCGGCAUCGAGAGUUGGAGCGCCUGUUCGACGCACAAAUUGAUUAUGAAUUAGAUAUGUCCACCGACGACAUGUACUACCUAGGCUCCAGAGCUCAUGCUCGAAGUGCACAAUACUAUUAUAACGGAGUGGGGACGACCAAUCAUUGUUAUACAUAUCUGCCAAUUUUUUCUACAAUUUUCGUCUUAUUUUUAUGA
Molecule: messenger RNA, 675 nt
Organism: Caenorhabditis briggsae
Lineage: Eukaryota; Metazoa; Nematoda; Chromadorea; Rhabditida; Rhabditidae
Exons: 3
Coding region: 1-675 (224 amino acids)
Source: RefSeq, a predicted model, not a curated record